Molecule: messenger RNA, 1870 nt
Organism: Musca domestica (house fly)
Lineage: Eukaryota; Metazoa; Arthropoda; Insecta; Diptera; Muscidae
Product: zinc finger protein 43-like
Exons: 6
Coding region: 102-1688 (528 amino acids)
Source: RefSeq, a predicted model, not a curated record
ACAGGCCAACUUGACCAAUUUAAUAUUUUAUAAAUGAUUUUAAACAAUUAAUAUUUAAUAUUGUGGUAGUAAUUCGAAUGAAUUGAAUACAUAUCCAGAAAAUGGACAAAUAUUUGGAAUACAUCAAAUGUGGAGACGUACUUAUAUCUCCCAAUUUGAAUAGCAAACAAUACAUCCUCAAAUGCGUCGAGUGUGAUCAACACUAUGCAAUAUUGGAUUCAUUGCUUCAUCAUUAUAUGGAACAUUGCAGCGUAACGGACGAAUGCAUUGAGAUUGCUGCCAAUAUUACUGACCCACUUAAUAUGAUCCCGUCGGUUCAUGAUCUAGAAAAUAAUCUAAAAAUUGAAAUUCUGGAACCACUCGACAAAGUCAAUGAGAACCAAAAGGAAACAAUAAAUAUUGUGAAUUGUAAUUCAGCUGCUGAGCAAGUCCAAAGCGACCAAAAUGAGUCGAGUGCAAGUAGUUGUGACGAAAGAGACUCUGAAUAUUCGUCUAUAGGGAACACAGAAACAUCUCUACAUGGUGUCACAAAUGAAGAUAGCCCUGCAAGAAAAUGUCUUAAUCCAACAUCGCCCAAAGGCCUGAAAAGACACAGAACAGUGCAUACUUCCAAAGGCACAUUUCAAUGCGAAGAUUGUAAAAGAACUUUCAAAACAAUGAGAACGCUCAAUAAUCACCUUAAAACACACAAAAGUUUUGAACCUCUUAACAAUACUACAAGGAUCGAAGAAAGGUGUGAUGAAGGUGACAUCGACAAUUUAACCUUUGGAAACAAAUGCCAAUUAAUAGACACAGAUAUGUCAUAUAAAACUGAAAGGGCUGAAGAAGAAAACAUAAACCAUUCCACCGAUAAUAUGGAUACGGAAGAAAAUCAAAAACAACAGGAAGACAAUACAAAUAGAUUAACUUGUAAUCAAUGUGGAAGCGAAUUAAAGACACGCAAAAGUCUUAAAAGGCAUUUACGUAUUCACAUGCGAGAGACUGAUGGGAGAAUGCGUAACAAAUCUGCAAAAAAUGAGUGUGGAUUUUGUAAAAAGGUUUUCCAUCAGUCCAGUUCCCUGAAAGACCACCUAAGAGUUCAUACAGGAGAGCAGCCUUAUCUGUGUUCGGAAUGUGGUAAAGCUUUUAAGAGCCUGAGUAACAUGAAACAACACUUUUUACGCCAUGGCUCCGAUCGUCCUUACGAAUGUCCUGAUUGUCCGAAAAAAUUUCCCUGCCUUAGUGAUUUGGCCUCCCACAAGGCAGUACAUACGAAGACUAAAUCUCAUGUAUGUGAUAUUUGUGGCAGUGGCUUUGUCAAGCCAUAUCUCCUUAAGAAGCACAAACUGUAUCACGCCAAUGAACGGAAAUUUUCGUGCGAAUUUUGUGAAAAACGAUUUGUCCUCGCUGACCAAUGUCGAAGACAUAUGCGAACCCAUACGGGUGAGAAACCAUAUAAAUGUAAAUAUUGUGUCCGUUCCUUUGCCCAGAGUAAUGAUUUAAUAAAGCAUUUAAGAGGGCAUUUGGGAGCUGAUAGUGUCUAUAAAUGUGAAAUGUGCCCACAAGGAUUUCGUUUGCAAAGUGAGUUAAGAGCACAUUUCAAUACGCACAAGAAUGAUGAUGAAGAAACGAGACAAAGAAAUCUGCAAGCGCUCAAAGAUGAUGAACUGAGAAUACAAAUGAAAUUUGGCCUUGUGCCAAAAACAUAAAUAGAAGGCCAGUGUACAUAAGUCAUGGAAAGAAUGCAUUAGGCCUGCAAUGGAAUAAAGUUGAACAUUCCGUCUGUGUAAUAUAAGUCUAAUUAAAUUUUACUUAAUUUUGAAAUUUGGAAGUCGUAUUUGAUACGGCUAAAACGACGUAAUUCAAAUUUAAAAGGAGAUUUCAUAAAUUA